This is a messenger RNA of Drosophila ficusphila, 1651 nucleotides long. Its product is annotated as probable tRNA (uracil-O(2)-)-methyltransferase. The transcript is spliced from 2 exons. The record is from RefSeq and is a predicted model, not a curated record. Gene Ontology annotation, molecular function: tRNA (uridine) methyltransferase activity. Bases 1 to 1563 code for a protein of 520 amino acids. NCBI's taxonomy places the organism in Eukaryota, Metazoa, Arthropoda, Insecta, Diptera, Drosophilidae. Gene Ontology annotation, biological process: tRNA methylation.
AUGGCAGCAGUAGAAGAAGCGCAAUUCUGGCAAGCUAUUGGAAUAUUGAUAAAAAACUACCAUGCCUUGAAUAAAAAGAUAUUCGAAGUGGUGAUUACCCAAGUGGAAAAACAGCAAGAUGGACUACUGCGAGGUUCUAGCGAAGAGGAACUAGUGAAGUCCCUAAAAGAAGAGCUAAGCAACCGCACGUGCACAGGAUUUAAGAUUCGAUUCAAACUGCUGCCCAAGAAGUUGCAGGAUAACAUCUUGGGAACCGGAAUUGUGGAUUUUGUGGAAUGCAAAUAUGAGUGCCAGUUUGCCAGCGAUGAUAUUGAAGACUUCUCGGUGCAGCUUUCAAAGGGACAACUUCUUCUGCAAGCCAAACAAAACCAAAAUUGGUUAGAGUUUGUCCUUAAACCAAAGCUUCUCAGCUGGUCCCAAUCCAAGCAGAACGAAUCAAAGGUGAAGUCAUUGGGCUUGUUAAAUUUGGAAAAGUAUAACGAUCUGUACAAGAAGUUGAAACAGAAGCAUUCCCAUCGACUACUUGAGUACUGGAAAACGGCUCAAGAGUCCACGGAUCCGCUGAAGUUCAUCUACGAGGAUUUGGCCAUUGCCGCCUAUCUUAUUGUACUUUGGAGUCAAACCCAAUCCGAGCCUAAAGCUUUUGCGGAUUUGGGCUGCGGAAAUGGUUUAUUAGUGCAUGUCCUUAAUGAUGAAGGCUACAAGGGCUAUGGUUACGAUAUAAGGAAGCGAAAGCUGUGGUCUCUUUAUCCGGAAGACACGAAACAAAACCUCAUCGAAAAGGCGGUGGAGCCAAACAGCUUUCGUUUGGAUUUCCCAGACAUAGAUUGGUUAAUUGGGAACCAUUCGGAUGAACUUUCUCCCUGGCUUCCUGUUUUGUCUGCACGUUUAAACACCAACUAUUUUCUGCUACCCUGCUGUCCUUUUGAGCUUUCUGGCGCCAAAUUCCGAAGACGAAAUACCAAGAUAAGUGCCUACCAGGACUUCUUCCAAUAUGUUACGCAGGUCUCCAAAGAAUGUGGCUUUGAAGUUCUACAAGACCGUCUGAAAAUACCGAGUACUAAGCGCUUGGCACUGUUGGGAAUUAAAAGGAACACCUCAAAAAGCAUCACCAGCGUAGAGUACUUUGUGCAGGAGGAGUUAAGGAAGUACAGAACUGGAGAGUCGGAAGUUAAGUUGCGAGAGAAGGGAGAAUCCGUUCGCAAUUGCACGCAAGUGGACAAAACUAUUAUUGAUGGUCUGGUGCUAAAGAUCUUCAAUCAGAUCUUGGCUUCUAGUGAGGAUAAAUGGGCAGGUCGCCUUUCUAUGCGAGAGAUCGCCCAGAGUCUUUCCAAAGAAGAACUGAGUGGCAUAAAAUCCGAGUGCGGCGGUAUUAAAACCUUGCUGAGAAAUAAACACGAAGUAUUUGAGUUCUGUGGCGGCGAUCUUAUAGGGAUAAAAACACCAAAGCCAUCAACUCAUCUUCCAUCUCGUCUGACCACCAAAAAGCGCAACUGUUUCUUUAAACAGCACCACCCACUCGGAUGUCCCCUUCUGGAUGUCGAUUGCUCCUUCAUACACUAACCUCGACUAUUGUGUGUGGCCCUUGCUCACGUUUAUUGUUUGGAUCAUAAUAUAAAGAAAAGUGCAUGUGUUUGCCAAUCGGCAUGAA